UGCUGCUGCUGCUGCUCGUUAUAUCGAUUCUUUCUGCUGCCCUGAGAACCGGACGACGUGCAUAAGAUUACAAUGACCCAGAGAAUCCGCGAGGCCAAUGGCCUUCUUCGCGACAUCCCAAAACCCGGAGAGACUAUCCUGCCCAAGGAGGGAGAAGAGAAUGUUUUGAUUACUUCGGCGUUGCCGUACUGUAACAAUGUACCCCAUCUCGGGAAUAUCAUUGGGAGCACCUUGAGUGCCGAUAUCUUCGCUCGUUUCAAUCGCACAAGAAACCGGAGAACACUGUAUAUAUGCGGCACAGAUGAGUACGGAACCGCCACCGAAACACAAGCCUUGAAGGAAGGCAUAACGCCAAAAGAACUCUGUGACAAAUACAAUGCAUUGCACGUUGAGACGUACAAGUGGUUCCAACUAAGCUUCGAUCAUUUCGGACGAACCUCCACCCCACUUCAUACAGAGAUCUGCCAGGAGAUUUACCUGAAUCUGCUGAAGAAUGGCUACCUCGAUAAACAAAUCAAAGAGCAGACAUACUGCGAAGGAUGUUCAAAAUUCCUCGCGGAUCGCUUUGUGGAGGGAACAUGCCCCCACUGUGGUGCAGACGACGCUCGUGGUGAUCAAUGCGACGUGUGCAGCCGCACCCUUGAUGCUGUAGACCUGAUCAAUCCCCGCUGCCUCAUCAGCAAGGCGCACACCGUCACGACCCGCUCGUCUGCCCACAUGUACGUCAAGCUCGACGCUCUCCAGCCAAAGGUCGAGGAGUGGAUCAGGAAGUCCUGGAAAGAUGGAAAAUGGUCUCCGAAUGCGGUGAUCAAUGCGGAGGGGGAACUGAUUGAUGCCCGGCUGAAGGCGGGCAUGCGGCCUAGUCCGGUCACGCGAGAUCUGACAUGGGGUGUACCUGUCCCGGUUGUAGAAGGGGAAGACGAUCAGGGAAUGAAGGGAAAGGUCCUGUAUGUUUGGUUCGAUGCCCCCAUUGGCUACCCUAGCAUCACGGCGAACUACACCUCGGAGUGGAAGCAAUGGUGGUUCAACAAGCCGGACGUCCGACUAUACCAGUUCAUGGGCAAGGACAAUGUCUACUUCCACACCAUCUUCUGGCCUUCGAUUCAGAUUGGCGACGGCCGUCCUUGGACGACGCUGUACCACCUGUCGACGACCGAAUACCUCAACUACGAGGGAGGCAAAUUCUCAAAAAGCCAUAAUCGUGGUGUGUUCGGGCCUGCCGCAAGAGAGACCGGAAUCCCCCCUUCGGUGUGGAGGUACUACUUGAUCUCGACUCGACCGGAGACUGCGGACGCCAUGUUCUCAUGGUCGGAUUGUUCAUUUAGUUUCGGUAACUUCAUCAACCGUGUCCUGAAGUUCGCCGCAUCGCAAUACGAUAGCGUGGUUCCCGACGGUGGCGACGUCCCCGGCCCUCUCUCCCCCAAUGAUGACGUUGAUGCAGAGUUCAUUUCUGAGGUCAAUGGGCAUCUGAAGGACUACAUCGACGCCAUGGAGGCCGUCAAGCUCCGGCUGGGCCUCCAGACGGUCAUGCUCUUGUCCGCGCGGGGCAACCUGUACCUGCAGGCAUCGGGCCUGAACAAGGCGCUGAUGGCCGCCGACCCAAAGCGGUGUGCGCAGGUCGUCUCGCGCGCGAUCAACCUCAUCUACGUCCUCUCCGUCAUGAUCUUUCCCUUCAUGCCGUCGACGUCCGAGGCGAUCCUGCUGCAGCUCAACGCGCCGGCGCGGGCAGUGCCGGAGGUGUUCGCGCACGACAUCCUGCCGGGCCAUCGCAUUGGGACGCCCGACCACCUGUUCAAGCGCAUCAACGAGAAGAUGGUCGAGGUGUGGAAGGCGAGGUUCGGCGGCAAGGCGAGCGAGGCGACACCCGAGCCCAGCGCGGACGCGACGCAUGUUGCGCUGGGCAUGUCGAAGCGCAAGGCGGCGGCGGCGAAGAAGGCGGCGGAGAAGGCAGCGACCGUUGCAGACGAGUCGAACCCGAAGUCGGCGGAAGUGCUGGCAUGGGAGCAGAAGGUGGCCGAGCAGGGGCAGAAGGUGCGGGCGCUGAAGGGGCAGACACCCAAGACGCCCGAGCUGGAGCAGGAGACGACGGCGGCGGUAGAUGAGCUGAAGAAACUUAAAGAAGAAUUGGCGGCCCUGGAACGAGAUUCGUAG
This is a messenger RNA of Postia placenta MAD-698-R-SB12, 2151 nucleotides long. RefSeq lists its product as hypothetical. Gene Ontology annotation, molecular function: ATP binding; methionine-tRNA ligase activity. Gene Ontology annotation, cellular component: cytosol; aminoacyl-tRNA synthetase multienzyme complex. Gene Ontology annotation, biological process: methionyl-tRNA aminoacylation. Lineage: Eukaryota; Fungi; Basidiomycota; Agaricomycetes; Polyporales; Adustoporiaceae. The coding region runs from base 73 to 2151 and encodes 692 amino acids. The record is from RefSeq and is a predicted model, not a curated record. The transcript is spliced from 13 exons.